CCAUUACAGCCAAUCAUCGACGCGGUUACAAACACUUCCACUCCUUUUCGGAAAGAUCCUUCGUAGCAGGACAAGCACUCAGUCAGAAACUUUGAAUUAAGAAGCUUAGGACGGAUGUUUAAAGACAAUACAGCAAUAAAUCAAUUAUCCAGAUAUCUUCACCUGAGACGUCGAUGUUGUAAGGCGAUCACGUGACCUGUGACGUCAUGCGUAACACAGCUACCCCAUCAAAAGUCAGAGAUAACAGCUUAUGUAUAUGGCAGUCCAUUAACCAUCCUUUACGAAAAUCAUUUGAAGACAAACAUCAGUCUCGGCACAUUUUACGUCUUGAUACGUAAUACCAACAAUUGUUAUGUCUUCCUUACGAACCAGUAGAAGCUCUGAGGAUAGAUCUUCAGACAGUAACCCAGAGAUAUCCGAGAACACGGACGCAGGCAGUCGAAAUCCGGAUCCAGCCGAGGCCAGAGGAAAGGCUUCAGGAUCCAAGAUGCUCAGCGAGCGACCAUUGAAGAGAGCUGGUAAACGCCCAGGUCGUAAACCAUCCAGGGUAGAUGUCAAAGCUAAACUUGAAAGGAGUCGACAAAGUGCACGAGAGUGCAGAGCCCGGAAAAAGCUUCGGUAUCAAUACUUGGAAGAGUUAGUGCUGAACAGGGAACAGGCUAUAUUUGCUCUCAGAGAUGAACUUGAGGUGUUUAAACAAUGGUGCAUACAAGUCGAUAAAGGGGUUGUAACAGACAAACUUCUCAACACGAUAAAUCAAGACUCUUCACAAGGGAAAAAGGGUCAAGGUCAAGCAUCAACUAGCAGCCAUCUUGGAUCAAGCCGGACAAGUACAGUAACAUCAGGAACACAGGGAUAUGUUACAUCGAGUUCUGGAUCACUUACUCCUGAUAUGACAGACUAUGGAACCACAAGUGGGACAAGGUCAUUUGAGCACCAGUCUCUGCCUAGUAGUACUGUGAGGCACUUUCCAGGAUCACAUGUAGCCUCGCAUCUCCAUGGGGCAGGUGCUCAAGUUCACGACACAAGUCGUCUUUAUCCAAACCAGAUGUCUCACACAAGCGAAGGAAUGGGUCAGUUGCCAAGGUCAAAUACGUUAGUUGGGGGACAUUAUUCCAACGUUCCCAACGUUCACUUUGGUGAAAGUGUGUCUGGGUCGAUGUACCCAUCCCAGUGUGAAUAUCCCAGAAGUUCCAUGGGUAAUAUGAGUAACUACACAGCUCCUGUAACAGUGUCACAGAACUAUAUAAACCUCAAUAAUAUGAACAUUCCCAACACAUGCAUAGGAUCACUUGACAACACCAUGACAACAAUCACUUCUACAGCGCAGUCAUCCAUCCAUCCCAACUACAAUAUUGGGGCAUCGUACAACCCUCAAGCAUCAACAUCACAAGACACAGUUGGGCCGGCCCAGGAAACCUCGUGGCUGUCUCUGCUGGUGGAUAUGGAACCUGGAUUGUCCCGCCAAGGUGUGGAGUCAGCUUGUGGAACCCCCCAGUCUGUGGAUGGUAUUCGGCCCCUUCCAACCGUGGUACAGGACUUCCUUGACUCCUCAAACUCUGGCUCGGACACAUGACAAUAGGUGACUUCUUCUAGGGUUCGACCCUAGGAGGAGUCACUGUCUUUGAGAAACCAAUAGAAUAGCUUUUCAGCAUCAGAUACCUCCAACACAGUGCUUUAUUUCUGCUUUUAUAUGGGAUGAAUCUUUUUGGGUACUAGUGUACAUCUGUGACGAGAAACGAACUCGAUCAGGGUUUUACAUGACGCGUCAUUCCUGCGUAUUCGACGCAACAAUUUUGUAAAAGACUCUCAAAAUAUUAUCAUACGAGUCAAGCUUGACGCAAGUUUUAUGGGUGACCCUCACAACUCA
Haliotis rubra (blacklip abalone) is the source of this 1870-nucleotide messenger RNA. RefSeq lists its product as uncharacterized. NCBI's taxonomy places the organism in Eukaryota, Metazoa, Mollusca, Gastropoda, Lepetellida, Haliotidae. The record is from RefSeq and is a predicted model, not a curated record. Gene Ontology annotation, molecular function: DNA-binding transcription factor activity. Gene Ontology annotation, cellular component: nucleus. Bases 353 to 1576 code for a protein of 407 amino acids. Gene Ontology annotation, biological process: regulation of DNA-templated transcription. The transcript has 6 exons.